GAGAACAAUCGUUUUAUUGUCAAACAUGUCCUUACAUAUUUCCAAUUGGAGGUAGAGGUGGCAAAUCUCUUCGCAAAGAAGUUGACGAUGUUUUAGGUGGAGAAGAGGGCUGGAAAAAUGUUGAUUCAACCGAAGCGAGAUGUCCAAAAUGCGAACAUCCUCGUGCAUACUUUAUGCAAAUACAAACACGUUCAGCAGAUGAACCUAUGUCAAUUUUUUAUAAAUGUUGUAAUCACGAUUGUCAACAUCAAUGGAAUGAGAAAUAA
This is a messenger RNA of Racocetra persica, 266 nucleotides long. NCBI's taxonomy places the organism in Eukaryota, Fungi, Glomeromycota, Glomeromycetes, Diversisporales, Gigasporaceae. The record is from the annotation of a GenBank genome assembly.